AUGGCCGUCCUCGGCAAGCGCAAAGCCCGCCCCCCUCCCAACGAGCCGCCCGCGUCGGAGCAGCAAGAUAUCCAAGACGUCUUUCGCCGACACUUUGAGUCGCGCUUUGAGCCUCUGCGGCUGCAAACGCCGCUCCAUAGACCUCGAGACGGCGGCGGCGGCGUUGGCGACAGUGAUGGCGGCGAGGAUGCAGAGUCGGAGUGGGGAGGCCUGUCCGACGACGACGACGACGACGAUGAUGCUUCCGACGAUGACCAAGAAACAGGCGCGAUAGAACACGCUCCGGCCGUCGAGGUGGUGGACUACUCGGUAUCGCAGACGCCUUCCUCACCGUCGGCAGCAAUGUCCAAGCGCGAGUUCAAGGCCUUCAUGUCCUCGCGCCCCCCCGACCAAGCCGCCAAAGCCGAAGCCACAACCACCGGCGGCACAUCGACACCCUCCUCCUCCUCCUCCACCAUCCCCGAAGACGCCCCCUCCCUCCUCGCCCAAGACCUCGAACUCCGCCGCCUCCUCGCCGAAUCGCACCUCCUCUCCCCCCACCCGUCCGUCUCCACCCCCAGCGCCACCACCACCGCGACGCCAAAGUCCUUCACCGCCGGCCGCACCCGGCACAAGGCCACCGACCUGCGCAUCCAGGCCCUCGGCUCCAACAUCUCCAUCCUCAAGCAGGACAAGAUGCCCAUGAACAUGCGCAAGGGCAUCGUCGGCGCCGCCGCCAGCCGCGAGGCCAAGCGCAGGCGCGAGGCCCGGGAGAAUGGCGUCAUUCUCGAGAGAGAAUUGGGCAAGAAGAUGAGGAGGAAUCGCGCGAGAGAUGGGGCCGUAGACCGCCCGGGCGUCGGCAGGCUCAAGGGCGCCGAGCUGCGCUUGAGCGAGCGCGACGUCAAGAGCAUCGAGGGAGGCCGAGACACCUUUGGAAGAAGGGGAGCGAGGGGGAGAUGA
This is a messenger RNA of Hirsutella rhossiliensis, 939 nucleotides long. RefSeq lists its product as uncharacterized. NCBI's taxonomy places the organism in Eukaryota, Fungi, Ascomycota, Sordariomycetes, Hypocreales, Ophiocordycipitaceae. Bases 1 to 939 code for a protein of 312 amino acids. Gene Ontology annotation, biological process: maturation of SSU-rRNA from tricistronic rRNA transcript (SSU-rRNA, 5.8S rRNA, LSU-rRNA). Gene Ontology annotation, cellular component: nucleolus. The transcript is spliced from 3 exons. The record is from RefSeq and is a predicted model, not a curated record.